GGCUAUUUCCAAGCACGCAAUUCUAAAGAGAAUUACACUUCACCUUUUCAUAGUCCAAAACCCCCCAAACAAAAUAUGUCAGCAAUCCAAACUAAACAACAUCUCACUACAUUCCAAAACUAUUCUCACCUUUGUUUUUGAAGAAGAAGAAGAAGAGAAGAUUCUCUUGCUUGAUUCUUUGGCUUUUGGUCAACUACAAAAGCUGAUGUUUUUGGAAUCAGUCUCCCAACGAUGAUUUCGGUGAAACACAGAACUUGAUUUGCCUCCUAAUCUUUAUCUUCUCAAUCAUUAACAAAUACCCAGAUUCAAUUUUGGGGUUAUCUAUCGACAGAAGCUCUUCCAUCAAGAUAAGGGAUAAGAUUUCUGAUUUGGGUCAACUCCAGCAGCCAAAAGUUUUAAGUUUCUGAAUUGGGUUUUGAGCAAAGUAGCGAACUUGAUUGAUAUGAAUUUCAGGAACAUGGAUGAGUUCUGGGCUUUUUAUGUGAACCAACACUCGAAACCUUUAACAAGGCGCUGGCAUUUCAUUGGUACCGCUACUAGUAUCUUCUUCUUGUUAUGUUCCUUGUUUUUGAGUUGGUGGUUUCUGCUCUUUGUGCCAUUAUCUGGGUAUGGAUGCGCUUGGUACAGCCAUUUCUUCAUCGAAGGAAAUAUUCCAGCCACGUUUGGGCACCCAAUUUGGUCUCUUCUGUGUGAUUACAAGAUGUUUGGUUUAAUGCUUACUGGGAAAAUGGACAAAGAGAUUAAGAGGCUUGGAAAGAGGCCUGUCUUACAGGUUUUCUAGUUUCUUCAUCGUCAUCUUCUUCUUCUUCUCGUCCCUCUAUUCUUGUUUAUCCUUAUAAUAAGGUUUUUUUUAGUUCAAAAAGUCUGUCUGUCUGAUCUUUCUUAUGAUCCCAAGUUCAGAAACAUGUUUUCUUGAAUUGAAACAACAUUCUAUAUUACAAUAACUUGAUUGGGAUUGGGAAUUAUUACUGUAACUGUUGUAGAUUCUAUUUAUCGUUUUGAUGUUAAUUCUGAACUAUUUGGUUCUUCAGAAUAAGUAACUCUAUUUAACUCUUGUAUUCCAA
Messenger RNA from Humulus lupulus (European hop), 1064 nucleotides. RefSeq lists its product as uncharacterized. Lineage: Eukaryota; Viridiplantae; Streptophyta; Magnoliopsida; Rosales; Cannabaceae. The record is from RefSeq and is a predicted model, not a curated record. The transcript has 2 exons. The coding region runs from base 443 to 781 and encodes 112 amino acids.